GUGUCAGUUUUGUUUGACAAGAAGAUACUUAAUGCGAAGAGGCAUGAUAUUUUGAAGUAUUUUACAUGUGCUUAUUAAAUUACAUGCUUUUUGAUUGAUAAUUGAAUUGAAAACAUGACGAGAUUUGCUAGAGCCAAAGGUUCCAAGUCUUCGAAUGAAAGAGCCCCUGAAGACAGUACACCAUGGGAGGUUAUGAAAGAACAGUUGUUGCAGGCUAAAGUGAAUAAUGAGGAAUCCAAAAAGAGGAAGGAAGCGGAACAACAACGCAUUGAAAAUUAUGAAAACUUCCUCAAAGAUCACAGAGUUCAAAAGAGGAAAGCAACAUGGUGUGAUUUUCCAGAAGUUGAAAACAAAAAGAAAACCUCUGACUCAACUGUGCUCACAGAGUCCUCAGCUAAACCUAAAAAGAAAAACAAGAAAAAAGUUGGCAAUGCAGAAGUCUCUGAGGCAAGUCACUGUGACAGUAAUGCACAACCAGCCACUUCUGAAACCAAUGAGAGCACAGUGAAAAAGCCUAAAAAGAAGAAAAAUAAAAAUUCACAAUCUACACCAGAUCCUCAAAAUGUAGAGAAAACUACAGAUGUAACACAAAACACUGAAGGUGGGAAGAAAAAUAAGAAGAAGAAAAAUAAACAAAAUAAGACAUCUGAAGAAUCAACAGACAACCCUAAAGAUAAUAACACAAAUUCAGCAGAAAGUAAUGAAAUCCCCAAAAAUAACCAGACCAAAGCAAAAAACAAGAAGAAUAAAAAAUUAAUUGAUGGCAAACCUGUGAGGAGGAAGGAGAUAAAUGACAGAAGUUUCCAACUCAUUGUCCAUGGCAAAGAAAUAGAAUUGGUAAGAUUUGAUGGAUUCCCAGUUAUGAAGAAGGAUGCAGAGAGACUGCAAGAGCUUAAAACUAAUAUGAUUAAAAAAGGAAUACCAAAAAGUGAGGUACAGAGAACAAUGAAAUUGGAACGUCGAAGAGCAGAGAAAGCUUUAGCAAGAAUGAAGAGGGAAGUCUGCUAUAACUGUAGGAAAGGUGGCCAUGUGCUCUCUGACUGCCCUGAGCUAAAGUCAAAGAUACCAGGGGCUGAUACUGCAGAAGGAGUUUGCUUCAAGUGUGGCUCCACAGAACACAGGCAGUUUGAAUGUAAAGUACAGAGGGAUAAGGAGUUCCGAUUUGCUACAUGCUUUAUUUGUAAGGAGCCUGGUCACAUAGCCAGACAAUGUCCUGAUAACCCUAAAGGACUGUACCCUAAUGGUGGAUCCUGCAAACUUUGUGGUGAUGUCACACAUCUGAGGAAAGAUUGUCCUACUGUUAUGGAUAAAAAGGAAGAGACUACUGUAAAACUUCACACAUUAGACAGUUCAGAAAACAUUGAAGAUGUAGGACAGCAACAAAAUAAAUUUAUACAUGUAGAAUCAAGCAAAAAGCCCAAGAAAAUUAAAUUUUGAAGUGUAAUAUAAUAAUGACGAAAUAAAACAAAUGUGAGUAAAAUGCAACAAA
Messenger RNA from Helicoverpa armigera (cotton bollworm), 1489 nucleotides. Its product is annotated as zinc finger CCHC domain-containing protein 9. The record is from RefSeq and is a predicted model, not a curated record. The coding region runs from base 115 to 1437 and encodes 440 amino acids. Gene Ontology annotation, molecular function: zinc ion binding; nucleic acid binding. Gene Ontology annotation, cellular component: nucleolus. NCBI's taxonomy places the organism in Eukaryota, Metazoa, Arthropoda, Insecta, Lepidoptera, Noctuidae. The transcript has 4 exons.